AUGGCCACUUGGACCUCCAUGCCUUCACUGAUGCAGACUGGGGAUGAGAUCGAGAUAGUAGAAAGUCCACAUCUGGAUACUUCACCUUGGUUGGAGGAAAUCUGGUUACUUGGAAAACUAAGUUCACUAAUUCAGAAUGAGUAUGGAGACAUAUAUGACUGUGUAGAUUUUUAUAAGCAACCUGCUUUUGAUCAUCCGCUAUUGGCAAACCACUCAUUCCAUCCCGAGGUUCAAAUGAAACCAUCUACUCUCCCUUUUGAAGAAGAGUCAAAAAUUUCUCAAGCAAGAGAGGUACUUACCAAUAUGAAGUCAAGAGGUGAAGGUUGCCCAACAGGAACAAUUCCUAUUAAAAGAGUGAGCAAGGACGAUUUUAUCAAAAUAAAACGAUUUACAGAAGAUUAUAAUUCACGAAUCAAAAGUAAUAGUUUGGAAAAUCAUUUUGCAGUUGUUCAAACUCCCAAUCCAAAUCCAAAGUAUUAUUAUGGAGCAAAAGUUAUACUUAGCGUUCAUAACUUUAAUGUAAGCGCUUCUCAAUAUUCUUCGGCUGGAAUGACACUUACAAAUGGAGAUGACACCAUAAAAUUUGGAUGGACAGAUCCGAAAGAUGGAAAUUGGUGGCUUACAUUGGGGGAGGAAAACACUUUACAAAGAUUUUGGCCUGGAACGAUAUUCAAUGGAUUGUCAAUGUUAGCAACUACCGUUGCAUUUGGUGGAGAAGCUUAUGGCCCUGUCGAUCAACCUUUACCACCUAUGGGAAAUGGCUACUUUGGUGUCGCAGAUCCAAAAUAUGCUGCUUAUUGUCGUGCAAUUGCAGUGUUGGAUGAAAAUUUGAAGGAAGAUAAUGACCCUCAUGAGAUUGAAACUUAUAGAGAUGAUUCACAUUAUGUUGUCACUGAUUAUGGAUGGACUAAUAGAUUUGGACGCAUCAUGUUCUAUGGUGGUACUACUCCACAAAUAUGA
Molecule: messenger RNA, 960 nt
Organism: Chenopodium quinoa (quinoa)
Lineage: Eukaryota; Viridiplantae; Streptophyta; Magnoliopsida; Caryophyllales; Amaranthaceae
Exons: 6
Coding region: 1-960 (319 amino acids)
Source: RefSeq, a predicted model, not a curated record